Molecule: messenger RNA, 740 nt
Organism: Gadus macrocephalus (Pacific cod)
Lineage: Eukaryota; Metazoa; Chordata; Actinopteri; Gadiformes; Gadidae
Product: gamma-crystallin M1-like
Exons: 3
Coding region: 144-680 (178 amino acids)
Biological process (GO): lens development in camera-type eye; visual perception
Molecular function (GO): structural constituent of eye lens
Source: RefSeq, a predicted model, not a curated record
AGCAUGUUGCUUGGUCAGUUGUUUGCACAAUAGGGGUGUCAGGCAGUGUUUGAGUCUGUUCUGGUAUAAAAGUAUGAGUCUGACACAGGUAGGGUAUCAGUUCACCAACCGAUCUCUGACAGACCUGAGUAACCAAAGCAAUCAUGAUGGGCAAGAUCACUUUCUACGAGGAGAAGAACUUCCAGGGUCGCUCCUAUGAGUGCAUGAGCGACUGCUCCGACAUGUCCUCCUACAUGAGCAGGUGCCAGUCCUGCAGGGUGGAGAGCGGCUGCUUCAUGCUCUAUGAGAGGAACAACUACAUGGGCCAGCAGUUCUUCAUGAAAAGGGGAGAGUACAACGACAUGCACCGCAUGCAGAGCAUGGGAAUGAUGUUUGACAACAUCAGGUCCUGCAGAAUGAUCCCCUUUCACAGAGGCCAGUUCAGGAUGAAGAUCUACGAGAGGGAGAACUUCGGUGGUCAGUCCAAUGAGCUGAUGGACGACUGUGACAACAUCCAGGAGCGUUACCGCAUGUCCGACUGCCAGUCCUGCAACGUGAUGGACGGACACUGGCUGAUGUACGAGCAGCCCCAGUACAGAGGCAGGAUGAUGUACAUGAGGCCCGGAGAGUACAGGAGCUUCAGGGAGAUGAUGAGCGGCCAGAGGUUCAUGAGCAUGAGGCGUAUCACUGACAUGUGUUAAGCAUCUUCUUUUGCCACCAUGUGUACAAAAUAUGACAAUAAAAAAAUAUUGAUUUCAUAA